Molecule: messenger RNA, 6946 nt
Organism: Delphinapterus leucas (beluga whale)
Lineage: Eukaryota; Metazoa; Chordata; Mammalia; Artiodactyla; Monodontidae
Source: RefSeq, a predicted model, not a curated record
GCGGCGGCACAGGCGAGCCCAAGGGGAGGGUCGGCGGCGCCUCCAGUCCCCGCAGCCAACCGCGCGCAGCGCAGCUCGGGAGCGGGACGCGGCGCUCGAAGCCCCGGCAGCGCCCGCCCUCUCUUCCGUGUUGCCUGCCCGCGCGCCAGCGCCCGCUCCGCCCGUGACUUCACUUCGGCUCCACCCCCGCGUGGCGGCGGCUCGCUCCGUCCGAGCCCGCGCUCGGCACCAGCCCAGCCCGGGCAAGCGGCCGCCACCUGCCCCGAACCGCCUCUGCCCGCCCCCACCGCGGCCCAACUUGGAUGGAGUUGGGGUCCUGAGCUCCUGCUCCUCGUAACCGGCCAGCGGAGAGCCCCGCGCCGCCACCUCCGGUCCGGGACCCCCUCUCAGCUCCUCUCCGCUCCCGCAAUGGGAAAAGUUGGCGCCGGCGGCGGCUCCCCAGCCGGGCUGAGCGCGCUCCUCGCCGGCGCGGGGCUCUUAGUCCUCUGCGCCCCGGGCGCCUGCGGCGGCGGCUCCUGCGGUCCCCCGCUGCACCCCAGCUCGGCCCCACGCUGGGCUCCGACCCGAGGAGGGCUUACUCACCUGCGGCCGCGAGGCAGGGCUCCUGCCACGCCCCUGCUCGGACGCCCCCUGUUUGCAGUGGCCGCCGGAGACCGAGCGCUGUCCCUGGAGCGGGCCCCGGGCACUGGGGCGUCGGUGGCGAUUGCUCCACGCUCUGACCGGAGGAGACGGAGUGGAGAGGAUCAAGAGAAGGCAGAACGGGGAGAGGGCACGAGAAGACGCCCCCGGGGAGUGCUAAGGGACAGAGGGCAGCAGGAGCCUGGGACUCUGGAGCGGGACCCGGACAAAGCCACUCGCUUCCGGCUGGAGGAGCUGAAACUGACCAGCACUACGUUCCCGCUGACAGGAGACUCAGCACACAACCAAGCCAUGGUCCACUGGUCUGGCCACAACAGCAGCGUGAUUCUCAUUUUGACAAAGCUCUAUGACUAUAACCUGGGGAGCAUCACGGAGAGCUCGCUUUGGAGGUCAACCGAUUAUGGGACAACCUAUGAGAAGCUGAAUGAUAAAGUUGGGUUGAAAACAAUUUUAAGCUAUCUCUACGUGUGUCCUACCAACAAGCGUAAGAUUAUGUUGCUCACAGACCCGGAGAUUGAGAGCAGCUUACUGAUCAGCUCGGACGAAGGGGCAACCUAUCAAAAGUACCGGCUGAACUUUUACAUCCAGAGCUUACUUUUCCACCCCAAGCAAGAGGACUGGAUUCUGGCUUACAGCCAAGACCAAAAGUUAUACAGCUCUGCUGAAUUUGGGAGAAGGUGGCAGCUUAUCCAGGAAGGGGUCAUACCGAACAGGUUCUACUGGUCUGUGAUGGGGUCGAACAAGGAACCAGAUCUUGUGCAUCUCGAGGCCAGAACUGUGGAUGGUCAUUCACAAUACCUGACCUGCGGAAUGCAGAACUGCACAGAGGCCAGCAGAAACAAACCUUUCCCAGGCUACAUUGACCCAGACUCUUUGAUUGUCCAGGAUGAUUAUGUGUUUGUUCAGCUGACAUCAGGAGGACGGCCACACUACUACGUUUCCUACCGAAGGAAUCCGUUUGCCCAAAUGAAGCUGCCCAAAUAUGCUUUGCCCAAGGACAUGCAUGUCAUCAGCACUGAUGAGAACCAAGUGUUCGCAGCGGUCCAAGAAUGGAACCAAAACGACACAUACAACCUCUACAUCUCAGACACCCGUGGUGUCUACUUCACUCUGGCCUUGGAGAAUGUCCAGAGCAGCAGAGGCCCUGAGGGCAACGUCAUGAUCGACCUCUAUGAGGUAGCAGGGAUAAAGGGAAUGUUCUUGGCUAACAAGAAGAUUGACAACCAAGUGAAGACUUUCAUCACGUACAACAAAGGCAGAGACUGGCAUUUGCUGCAGGCCCCGGACACGGACCUAAGGGGGGACCCUGUGCACUGCUUGCUGCCCUAUUGCUCACUACACCUUCACCUUAAGGUCUCUGAGAAUCCCUACACAUCAGGGAUCAUUGCCAGCCGAGACACAGCUCCCAGCAUCAUAGUGGCUUCAGGUAACAUAGGUUCUGAGCUGUCAGACAGCGACAUCAGCAUGUUUGUCUCUUCAGAUGCAGGGAACACUUGGAGGCAGAUCUUUGAAGAAGAGCACAGUGUUUUGUAUCUAGAUCAAGGUGGAGUCCUGGUUGCUAUGAAGCAUACGUCUCUCCCGAUUCGACAUCUCUGGUUAAGUUUUGAUGAAGGGAGAUCUUGGAGCAAAUACAGUUUCACAUCUAUUCCACUUUUUGUGGAUGGAGUUCUGGGUGAGCCUGGGGAAGAGACUCUAAUCAUGACAGUGUUUGGACACUUCAGCCACCGCUCUGAAUGGCAGCUGGUCAAAGUGGACUACAAGUCCAUUUUCGAUAGACGCUGUGCUGAGGAAGACUACAGACCCUGGCAGCUGCACAGCCAGGGGGAAGCAUGCAUCAUGGGAGCGAAAAGGAUAUAUAAGAAGAGAAAAUCAGAGCGGAAAUGUAUGCAAGGGAAAUAUGCAGGAGCUAUGGAGUCUGAACCCUGUGUCUGCACAGAGGCUGAUUUUGACUGUGACUAUGGUUAUGAGCGACACAGCAAUGGUCAGUGCCUGCCAGCCUUUUGGUUCAAUCCAUCUUCUCUGUCGAAGGACUGCAGCUUGGGACAGAGUUACCUCAACAGUACUGGGUAUAGAAAGGUGGUUUCCAAUAACUGCACUGAUGGGGUGAGAGAACAGUACACGGCCAAACCACAGAAGUGCCCAGGGAAGGCCCCGCGGGGGCUCCGGAUCGUCACUGCUGAUGGAAAGCUGACAGCGGAACAAGGGCACAAUGUUACUCUCGUGGUGCAGCUGGAAGAGGGUGACGUCCAGAGGACAUUCAUCCAAGUGGACUUCGGGGAUGGCAUCGCAGUGUCUUAUGUCAACCUCAGCUCCAUGGAGGAUGGGAUCAAACACGUCUAUCACAAUGUGGGCAUUUUCCGAGUGACCGUGCAGGUGGACAACAGUCUGGGGUCUGACAGCGCCGUCCUGUACUUACAUGUAACUUGUCCCCUGGAGCAUGUACACCUGUCUCUUCCCUUCGUCACCACGAAGAACAAAGAGGUCAACGCGACUGCUGUGUUGUGGCCCAGCCAAGUGGGCACGCUCACUUACGUGUGGUGGUACGGAAAUAACACCGAGCCCCUGAUCACCUUGGAGGGAAGCAUAUCAUUCAAGUUUACUUCCGAAGGGAUGAACACCAUCACAGUGCAAGUCUCAGCUGGGAAUGCCAUCCUGCAGGACACGAAGACCAUCGCGGUGUACGAGGAAUUCCGAUCUCUUCGCCUGGCCUUUUCUCCAAACCUGGACGACUACAACCCGGACAUCCCUGAGUGGAGGAGAGACAUCAGCCGAGUCAUCAAAAAGUCCCUGGUGGAGGCCACCGCGGUUCCGGGCCAGCACAUCUUGGUGGCGGUGCUCCCUGGCUUACCCACCGCUGCUGAGCUCUUUGUCUUGCCGUAUCAGGAUCCCACAGGAGAAAACAAAAGGUCAGCCGAGGACCUGGAGCAGAUAUCACAACUGCUGAUUCACAAGCUCAACCUGAACUCCGUGCACUUUGAGCUGAAGCCUGGAGUCCAAGUCCUUGUCCACGCGGCUCACUUAACAGCAGCCCCGCUGGUGGACCUCACUCCAACCCAUAGUGGCUCCGCCAUGCUGAUGCUGCUGUCCGUGGUGUUUGUGGGGCUGGCGGUGUUCGUCAUCUACAAGUUCAAAAGGAAGUAUUUCCAUAGUUGCUGGGAAUCAAAGCACAAAAGAAACCCCUACCUAUGUAAAUGUUUGACUGGAGGACGCCAGUAAAAACAAAAGCAAACAAAUAAAAUAAAAACAAUCAAAAUCUAAACAAACAGACAAACAAACACUCACUGCAUCGGGACUUUUUAAUCCUUCAGACACAGACAACAAGGGUUUUUAGCUUUAAGCCUGUGCAUGCGGACAGUACCUUGAGAACAUGCUUGGAGGGGCAGUGUACAGGUGCUCUAUUUUAAUGGAAAAAACACUCCCCUCCCCCUUUCUUCUCCUCUCUCUUUUUUCUGAUUGGUUGUGUUUGUAGAAAAUUCCUAACAUAUAUAGGCCAAGGAAAUCUGCAUGUAUUUUUGGAAAUAUUCUUGGCUCUAGACUUAACAGCUAUUUUAGCACUACAGGCUGAUGGGUGGAUUAGCUACCCCAGCCCUUUUCACAAGACACAAAGACAUGCACAGGAGUUUGAAACCCUGGGCUGUUUCUCUGUUCCACUUUACUUGUUGCCAUUUUUCCCUUCUAACUUAUCUUUGGGAGCUCUGUUGGCCGGCAGGGGCCACAGGUUGCCUUCUCCGUUCUGUACGGCCACAGGGACGAAGAAGCAAGUUCAAGUUCCAUGGAUGCAGGCAGAAUAGGGAAAGAAGGAAGGCAGUCCGGCAGGAGUGUCAAAAGUGGACCUGUGUUUCCUGUUCCCCGCUUCCCAUCACGAUAGCUUCCCCUUGUAGCUUUCCCUACUCCUGCCCUGUGUAGAAAACAGAAUCCCAGUUACCCGCAUUCUUACCUUCCCAUUUGUUUGCUCUCCACGUGUGGUCGUGAUCUGUCAAUGUCUUUGUGUCUCUUCCUUCCAGUCCCCAAGUUAUCCUUCAACUGCUCCUGCCUUUUCUUCCCAAACAUGUUGCUAGAUUCUGGGCAUUCAUCCUGAUGUUCUUUAAAUACUGCCCUCGCCUCUGGCAACCCUGCCUCCACCACCCAAAGCUAAUGAUCUCUCUGUCAACUUUGCACACGCCCAUGCAUGCAGCCUCCAUACACACUGACCAAGCAGCAUCCUGCCCUGCAGGGUUUACCUUCAUGUAUUAUUAUUAUUUUUUUGUAUCCUCCUGUAGACCUGCCUCUUCCAAAUAUCCUUGCCUUUCCCCCCGGAAACAUAUAAUGUGUGUGAAAGAGUUGAGAUAUGCAAAGCAAUUCAAACCUGGCCCAUGUACCUUAGAAAAGAAAGCAUACAGAUGAAUAGUGGUUUUGUCACACAUUAACAAAAGUCUCCUGCAGUCAGAUUCCAGAAGAUUCUUGUGAGAAAUGUUUUGAACGUGUUACUAUGUGGCAGGGCAAUUUCCUCCUGUGAGGGUCGCCAUUACCCAGUAUUUCCCCUCUCACAGUGGAGUGAAAGUAUUUGUAAAAUGAAACCGAUGUUAAGCAGAAGAAGAAGCAGGUUAAUGGAUCUGAUGUUUGAGUGUCAAAAAGUCUUGAGAUUAUACGGAGGUCUUGUCUUAUAUUAGGAUGGGAUUGUGAUUAUUGUAAGAUGACCCUAGACUUCUUACAUGUGUGCUCUCUGAUCUCUGAACAUAGUAUCAGCAAAGGAAAAUUUAAUAAGCAUAAAGGGGAGGAGUUAUCAGACUCAAGCGGAUGGGCUCAAAGCAUGAAGAAAUCCCAGUUCUCCCAGGGCCAUCAUGAAAGAAGGUUCAGAGAAAGAGGGAAACAAAAGUAUGUGAAGCAGGAGCCCUUGGAGCAUUAUGGAUUGGAUAAAGCCCACUCUAAAAUGUAGGAGAAAGUGGUUUCAAAAGACCUCUCAGAGUGUAGCCUCCUACUUGGCCAUGUCCCCAGGCCAGCGUCAGGGUAUAACAGGGCCCUGGGGACAAUGGGGGUGCCCUAAAGAUCCUGACAACCACUGCCCUUGUGUAGCUCAAGUAGGGGAAGAGUAGCGACACUUCAGUCAGAAGUUAAUCAAGCAGAAGAUUUUAUGGCUGAAGAUGCUCCGUAUGAAUGUGGGAAACGGAUUAUGCCUAAGGCAGCCGUCUAUUUGUAGAACUCAAAUGAUCCCUGACCUGCCAGGCUUCCUAUCCCAUGGGAAACAUCCUCAUCGAAUCUCUUCAGUUGGAGCCUCCCAAAUUUUAUCUGGAAAACAGAGUGUUUGGAAACCAAAAGAGGCUCAUUCACAACAGUACAGGGAGUCCUCAGAGUUGCAGUUCAAUAAUUUUCAUUGUUAAACUAUGAAAAAGGGAAUAACACUCAAUCUAGCACAGUGCCUUGCCUAGAGUAGGUAUUAAGAAAGUUAUUUGUUGAAAGAAGAAAUGAAUGAAUACAUGAGAAGACAUAACGAAGAAGGGCUUGUAAGUCCUAACCUAAAAUAGAGGUGGACAUGAGAUGCCUGGCGUUUUGGAAAGUGAUCAGAGAUGGCUGGUUCUAGAUUCAGCAUCUCCAGGGUCCUCAUGUGCCUCUCCUCAGAGCUCCCUCCCACCUGUAGGAGACUAGUGAGGCAAAGUACUGCUCAGAGGGGACCUUAUUAUUCUUAUGAUCUAGCUCCAUGUUUCUCAAGGCGUGGUACCCAGACCAGCAGUAUCAGCAUCACCUCGGACUUGUUAGAAACACAGAUUUUGGGUCCCACUGACCCCAGACCUACUGAAUUAGAAACUCCAGGGUUGGGGCCCAGCAAUCUGUUUUUACAAGCUCUUCGGGUGAUUGUGAAAUACACUAAAGUUGGAGAACCACUGUACUAGGCCAUGCCAGCUCAAUCCCGAAGAGAAGGUAGUAAUGAGAAGCUGCCAAUGGGAGGGACCCAAGUGCCUACCUACUCAACAACAGCAGGUGCAGACACAAUGAGGAGUUUGGUAGGCUUGAGGCCAGAGGAAUGGGUGGGGAGGGAUGGAUGGGGAAGGUAAGAUUCAGGGCAAGCUACAAAUCUGAUAUUGCAAUGUUUUCCAAAAUCCCGGAAGGCAAACUGUGCGUGCUCUACCCUGAACUACCCAACCAACAUUUUCUCCUUUGCCUUAUUUUUAAUUGGAUUCACUGUCCAAAAUGCAGAGGUUUGCUUUGCUUUUUUUCAGAAGUUCCAAACAGCAACUUUGAGAGGAAUGGGGUGCUUGGCAGCUGUUCUGUGUUUUCCAGGAUUCCAACUGAGCAUUGAAAUUCCCUCAUUUGCCAACUUAUUUUUAUAGGA